Molecule: messenger RNA, 2928 nt
Organism: Populus euphratica (Euphrates poplar)
Lineage: Eukaryota; Viridiplantae; Streptophyta; Magnoliopsida; Malpighiales; Salicaceae
Product: Pentatricopeptide repeat (PPR) superfamily protein
Exons: 1
Coding region: 302-2464 (720 amino acids)
Biological process (GO): RNA modification
Molecular function (GO): zinc ion binding; RNA binding; protein binding
Source: RefSeq, a predicted model, not a curated record
UUAACGUUAGCUUUUGUUCGAAAAAACUGGUAUGAAAGAAAGUUACAAAACUUUCAACAUAUCCUUUUGGUAAAUCUCCUAGACAUUUUUAAGAGCAAUUCAGCUGUGAAGUUCUGUGUUGUCCUCGUGCUGACUAAGCAUUGACCAAAUGUUCUUGUGCAAUAAUAAUAUUUUGAGAAAAUGACUGGAAUCGCAGAUAACAACAACCCGCAGCCCGAGUUAGUGCACGAGUUAUGGAAGGGCGUUAAACCAUUGAGGAAGUGGCAAUUGUCCAAAGCUUUUGAGAGGUUUCAGACUUCAGAUGACCCAAUUCUCAUGGACCCUGCAAAGCUUUCGCCAAAUUUUGAAAUCAUGCAUAGCCAACAAAGACCUCUUAACAGGAAAAUCCCUCCAUACUAUCUACCUCAAAUCUCUAAUACCUUCAUCAACCUAUCUCUCCAACCACUUCAUCCUCCUUUACUCCAAAUGCAACCUCCUAACCACUGCUCACCAUGCUUUUAACCAAACCCAUGAACCAAAUGUCUUCUCUUUUAAUGCUCUCAUCGCCGCUUAUGCAAAAGAAUCACUCAUUCAUGUUGCACACCACUUGUUUGAUCAAAUACCCCAACCAGACCUUGUUUCUUUUAACACACUCAUUAAUGCUUACGCGGAUCGUGGGGAUACUUUAUCUGCGUUAAGUUUGUUUGGGGAAAUGAGAGAGAUGGGUCUUGUCAUGGAUGGAUUCACUUUUUCUGGAGUGAUCACUGCUUGCUGCAAUCAUGUUGGUUUGAUUAGACAGUUGCAUUCUCUGGCCUUUUCGUCCGGUUUCGAUUCCUAUGUCUCGGUGAAAAAUUCUCUGCUUACUUAUUAUAGUAAAAAUGGGAUUUUGGAGGAGGCAGAAAUGGUGUUUAAUGGGAUGGGAGAGGAAGUUAGAGAUGAGGUUUCUUGGAACUCUAUGAUUGUGGCAUAUGGGCAGCAUAAAAGGGGGCUUAAAGCUUUAGCAUUGUAUCGAGAUAUGGUUCAUAGGGGUUUUGAAAUUGAUAUGUUUACUCUAGCGAGUGUCUUAACGACUUUUUCAUGUGUGGAGGAUUUGUCUGGGGGGCUUCAGUUCCAUGCUAAGACGAUCAAAACUGGGUUUAAUAAAAAUCGUCACGUAGGAAGCAGUUUGAUUGACAUGUAUGCAAAGUGUGGAGCUGGCAUGUCAGAAUCAAGGAAAGUGUUUGAAGAGAUUUGUGGAUCAGACUUGGUUGUUUGGAAUACAAUGAUUUCUGGAUAUGCACAGAAUAAGGAGCUAUCUGUGGAGGCUCUUGAAUGUUUUAGACAGAUGCAGCGUGCAGGUUAUUGGCCAGAUGAUUGUAGCUUUGUGUGUGCAAUUAGCGCGUGCUCUAAUUUAUCAUCUCCUUCUCAGGGAAAACAGUUCCAUGGAUUGGCAAUGAAAUCUGAGAUCCCUUCAAAUCAAAUUUCAGUAAAUAAUGCACUUGUGACAAUGUAUUCAAAGUGUGGAAACCUUCAAGACGCAAGAAAAUUAUUUCAUAGGAUGCCCCAACAUAACACUGUGACAUUAAAUUCCAUUAUUGCAGGCUAUGCUCAACAUGGAAUUGGAACUGAAUCACUAAACCUUUUCGAACAGAUGCUUGCAGCUAGUAUUGCCCCUACAAGUAUAACCUUGGUUUCUAUCCUUUCUGCUUGUGCACACACCGGAAGAGUUGAGGAGGGCAAGAAGUAUUUUAAUAUGAUGAAAGAUAUAUUUGGGAUCGAACCUGAAGCAGAACAUUAUUCAUGCAUGAUUGAUCUUUUGGGUCGAGCUGGCAAGUUGAGUGAAGCUGAGAGGUUGAUUGACACCAUGCCCUUUAGCCCUGGAUCAGCAGCUUGGGCUGCACUACUUGGUGCUUGUAGGAAAUAUGGAAAUAUGGAGCUAGCUGAGAAGGCAGCAAACCAGUUUUUGCAGCUGGAACCUACAAGUGCUGUACCCUAUGUCAUGCUUGCAAGUAUGUAUUCCGCUGCCAGAAAAUGGGAAGAGGCAGCAAGAAUUAGAAAGCUUAUGCGAGAUAGAGGCAUAAGGAAGAAACCAGGCUGUAGUUGGAUUGAAUUAAACAAAAGGGUGCAUGUGUUUGUGGCUGAAGAUAAUUCGCAUCCAAGGAUAAAGGAAAUUCACAUGUACUUGGAUGAGAUGUUUGUCAAGAUGAAGAGAGCUGGGUAUGUGCCAGAUGUGAGAUGGGCUUUUGUUAAAGACGAUGAAACAGGGGAACAAGAGAAAGAGAUUAUGUUAGCGCAUCAUAGCGAGAAGCUAGCAGUUGCAUUCGGACUUCUUUUUACAAAACACGGGGAGCCUUUACUUGUGGUGAAAAACCUGAGGAUAUGUGGGGAUUGCCACAAUGCAAUCAAAUUUAUGUCGGCUAUUGCUCGUCGAAAAAUUACUGUAAGGGAUGCCUAUAGAUUUCAUUGCUUUGAGGAUGGGCGGUGCUCUUGUGGGGAUUAUUGGUGAAUGAUAGUUGGUUAAACUUUCAGUUCUUUCACUUCAAGGAAGAUCAGCAGCUGGUAAUAUUAACACCCUAGUGGGCACAGCAUCAACUAACAACCUCAACUCAAAAACUCACAACAAUUUUGGAGUUAUGUUAAAGAUACAUAAAUUUUUCAUCAUAUAGGAAUAGAUCAGAUUAGUAAAAAUACAACCAUUUCCUUCAUUGUGUUCAAAGUUUGCAUUAGAAUUGAUUUAGAAUAGUAGAUAACCAAAGAUUCCAAACUCUCCGUUAGAGCUAUUAUUCUCAUGCGGCUUGUAAGCAUUUCAACAGCUCUCUUUAAUUCAUGACAACAGAUUUAGCUGUGUUUCCUACUUGUCUUGUUCUCGUAACUCGUAAGAUAGUGGAGCACUGGGCAGUCGACAGCAGGAAUCUGAAUCCCUUCCACGCACACACCACUUUGCUACUAUUAUGUUAGCAAGAAUGUGUG